Exophiala aquamarina CBS 119918 is the source of this 1389-nucleotide messenger RNA. RefSeq lists its product as uncharacterized. The transcript has a single exon. Gene Ontology annotation, molecular function: phosphatase activity. Bases 1 to 1389 code for a protein of 462 amino acids. The record is from RefSeq and is a predicted model, not a curated record. NCBI's taxonomy places the organism in Eukaryota, Fungi, Ascomycota, Eurotiomycetes, Chaetothyriales, Herpotrichiellaceae.
AUGGGUAAACCAAGGUUGAUCAUCAUCAUUCGACAUGCACAGUCUGAGGGAAAUCGAGACAAAACUAUCCAUCAAACAGUUCCAGACCACAAAGUCGGCUUGACCCCCGAAGGUCACCAACAAGCUCUUGAAGCCGGUGAGAAGCUUCGUGCCCUGCUGCGUCCUGAUGAUACGCUUCAUUUCUUCAUCUCUCCCUACAGACGAACCAGAGAGACAACAGAGGGUAUAUUGAGUGGCUUGACAUCGAAUGAUCCUGUACCUUCGCCGUUCCAGAGAUCCUACAUCAAAGUGUAUGAAGAGCCUAGGUUGAGAGAGCAAGACUUUGGCAAUUUUCAACCUGAAACAGAAGAGACAGAGAGGCUUUGGAGGGAACGUGCCGAAUAUGGCCACUUCUUUUACCGGAUUCCGAAUGGAGAAAGUGGGGCUGAUGUUUACGACCGCGUGUCUUCCUUCAAUGGCUCACUGUGGCGGCGGUUUUCUGAAGACAAUAUGGCCAGUGUAGCAAUUUUGGUCACGCAUGGGCUGUGCAGCCGUGUCUUCUUGAUGGCUUGGUACCAUUAUAGCGUUGAAUUCUUUGAAGACCUUCGGAACAUCAAUCAUUGCGAAUUUCUCGUCAUGAAACAUAGUCCAAACGGGAGAUAUGUCUUGCAAAAUCAAUUAAGGAGGUGGUCCGACCUUAGAAGGGAGCGAGCCGCCAGAAAGCAAAGCAUAUCAUCUCCAACGGCAAUAGAGAAUAUACCAGUGAGACGCUGGGCAUCCCACCAGACGGCAAAUGACCCAUCAGGCAGUACUUUCGCACCACGACCAGCGCGCAAAAACACAGCAGACAUGUUCAAGGAUGAGUCUGAACAUAGAGAGGAACCGGAAGAUGCCAAAAGCCAUGGGCCUCGGGGUCAGGAAAAAAAAGGAAAGGAUAUCCGACGAAGCUCAAGCAAGGACACCAACGGUUCUAGAGUUAGAUCCUCGAGCAAUCUACGAAACUCGAUUAGUGCUCUCUCCCUGGAUACUGGAAAGCGGAACACAACUUCUGCAAUGAAACCGUAUCUGGGCCGUGAUGGUGGUGGAUCGAGGUCAGGCGCAGCCUCCCCAUUUGGGGUUGGAUCAGAGGACGAAGAAAGCGUUGAAGGAACAUCACAAGCUCAAGGCGACACGCUCGCAGCUUCCUUUGAUUCUGGCAAAUACAAAUUUUCGACUUCGUUGGCGCGUGCUCUACGCGGUGAUUUUGAUGAUCCCAAUCGACCGCUUGCCGACGCUCUGGGAGAUCAGAGCGAUGCGGAAGUGGAUGAGGCCGAUCUCGAGAUGGGAACCAAAGAACGGGAAGAGAAGGAGAUGGAACAAAUCAUUGAAGACGAACGGCGUGAGAGAAGGCAGAGUACUGUCACGUAUUGA